AUGUCUGGUCUCAAGGUCGGCGAGCAGUUCCCCGAGGGCGUUGCCUUCCAGUACAUCCCCCACCAGGAGGAGACUGCCGACUUCAAGGUCUGCGGUAUCCCCAUCAAGUACGACACCGCCAAGGAGUUCAAGGACAAGAAGGUUGUCAUCGUCUCCAUCCCCGGUGCCUUCACUCCCACCUGCUCCGCCUCCCACCUGCCCGGCUACAUUGAGCACAAGGACGAGCUCAAGGCCAAGGGUGUCGACCAGGUCAUCUUCCUCGCCUACAACGACCCCUUUGUCAUGUCCGGCUGGGGCAAGGCCAACAACAUCAAGGACGACUUCAUUGUCUUCGCCUCCGACGCCAACGCCGCUUUCUCCACCUCCAUCGGCUGGAACCACGGCGAGCGCACCGCCCGCUACGCCAUCGUCAUCGACCACGGCAAGGUCGUCUACGCCGAGAAGGAGACUGAGCUCCAGGGUCUCGAGGUCUCUGGCGCCGAGCCCGUUCUCAAGGCUCUUUAG
Molecule: messenger RNA, 504 nt
Organism: Colletotrichum acutatum
Lineage: Eukaryota; Fungi; Ascomycota; Sordariomycetes; Glomerellales; Glomerellaceae
Product: redoxin
Exons: 3
Coding region: 1-504 (167 amino acids)
Biological process (GO): cellular response to oxidative stress; hydrogen peroxide catabolic process; cell redox homeostasis
Cellular component (GO): peroxisome; mitochondrion; cytoplasm
Molecular function (GO): thioredoxin peroxidase activity
Source: RefSeq, a predicted model, not a curated record